Messenger RNA from Psylliodes chrysocephalus, 675 nucleotides. Lineage: Eukaryota; Metazoa; Arthropoda; Insecta; Coleoptera; Chrysomelidae. The record is from the annotation of a GenBank genome assembly.
AUGUACUCCAAACGACAAUUGAGAUCAACAAAACCAUCUGGCCCAGGUGAAUGGUUAAUUGGCGAAUACCAUAAACAGUUGAUAACUACUAGAAUUCCUUCUCGAUGGGAAGUACUCAGCUUUUUCUUAUUUCAUCACUACGAGAAUAAAUUGACAAUUGCAGAAGCUUUGAAAUUGACUACUCAACAAAUUCAACAAUGCUGGGAUCCGAAAGUAAUUAUCAAGGACUUUCAUAUUAAAGAAAAAAUAAAAAAAAUAUUCGACACUUGGCAAAAAUUGAAAAAGAAUCGUUUGAGGCUUACAAACGUCCAGCGUGAAAACGAGAAUGCUUUUCUAAAAUCUUUAGAUGAUAUGUUUGAAUGUAAACUUCAAACAAAAGUAAAUAAUUUAACAACGGAAUCUGUUACACACUCUAAAAAGGCUUUGUCAUCAAGUAAUUCAGAACCACCUGUACUAUUGUCUCAAAAAAAAACACAUCCUGCAACCUGGAAUUCGAAUCAGUCCUACUUAAGGAGUUUGAAUAUAGUUCGUGAAUUACAUAUAGUUAAUGACACUGCUGAGCGUGGUGUUUCAUUGAUGCAGGAGUAUCUAGAAUUUGUAAAAAAUGAAGAUGAGCUGCAGAGAGUACUACAAGUUGUCGAAGAAAAUCGUUAUAUCCCAAUGCAAGUAAAAUGA